AGCUAUUUCAACUGGCAGGUGUUGGCAUUACUGCAGAUCUUGGUUACAGGAGGAACUACUCCAGAACUGGAGGAGCAGCUAGGGGAGGAGAAUGUAUUGAUAAAGAGCACUCCAAACACAGCCCAUGCUGCUCCAAGGAACCGCUGCAAACUAUCCCUUGUCCAUCUCACCGACUGCAGGCUGAAAACUAGUAAA
Pelobates cultripes (western spadefoot toad) is the source of this 195-nucleotide messenger RNA. NCBI's taxonomy places the organism in Eukaryota, Metazoa, Chordata, Amphibia, Anura, Pelobatidae. The record is from the annotation of a GenBank genome assembly.